Messenger RNA from Homalodisca vitripennis (glassy-winged sharpshooter), 5067 nucleotides. RefSeq lists its product as uncharacterized. The record is from RefSeq and is a predicted model, not a curated record. The transcript is spliced from 3 exons. Lineage: Eukaryota; Metazoa; Arthropoda; Insecta; Hemiptera; Cicadellidae. The coding region runs from base 407 to 4915 and encodes 1502 amino acids.
AGUUUUUAUGGUGUUAUAUUAUAAUCCAAAAUACAUCUUUUUAAUUCUUUAAAAUCAUCUUUCAUAAAAUGUUUAAAAAUAUUUCGUUUUUAAUUUUAAUUUAUGUGAUCCAAAUAGUUGUAUAAAGAUGUAUUCCUGAUUGUUAGCCAUGUUAUCUUUUGAGUUAAUUUUAAUAAUUCUUAGAAAGUGACUAUAAUACAUCUUAAUCUAGUUUAAUUAUAUACAGUAGUUAAAAAUGUCUUGAUUCUUUUAUACUUUAAUUUAUAAUUUGAGGUUUGACGUCUCAACAGUCCGACGAUUUCUCAUUUCACCUAUAUCAUUGUGAACAGUAACUCAAGCUGGCACGAAGAAGCCAUACACUGGGUUUAUCCUGACACUUCGGCCUCGAAGACCAAAAAAAACACCAAUGAAUCGGUUGAAAUCUGAGGUGAUCUUCCUUAAAAAAACUCAAAAAACAACACAAGAUGGCAAUUUAAUAACAACUGUUCCUCCCACUGCCCCACCCAUGAGAUCUUCCACAGAGACACCUAUUCGCCCACCAGUCACUUCUGCCACAUGGUGGCCCCCAGGAGUCUACCUGGGCCCUCGUUCUCGGAGACCUCCAUUGCACCCACACAUCAUCCAGCCUGCACUGCUCAAAUGGGAGCGUAAGUUCCCUAAGAUCUGGUUCCGGACAGGGGGAACCCGAUUCACUUAUCCACCAGAAGUGGAAAACUAUCCAUUCACCUUCGACUGGCAUGUGCCUAAGAAGAAGAGGGUGGAUCGCUGGACUAUGCGUCCUGACUGGCCACUGGAUUCUCCUCUCUUCAAGGACAAUAUCCCGGACUAUAUUGAGGAUGUCACGUUGCCACCAAUUCCGGAGAUGGGAGAGACAUUGUACCCCAAAACAUCUCCUAAACCAUGGUGGACCUACCCUCCAUGGUGGGAACAGAAGAUUGCUGCAGAAGCAAAUGGUACUACACCUCGCACUCCAAGGACUUUAAAAACUUCAAAACCCACGUUGACAACCAUUGAUAUAUUAAAAAUAUUUACAACUUCACCUCAUAAAGUUUCAAGAACAAAGAUGAAUACUGAACUUACAUUUGAUUUAAAGAAUGGAGCUGUGAGACCCAUCAAAGAAGUAUCAACACAGACGGCACGGAAGACUACAGUAAAAAGGAAACCUACACUGACUUUUACUCUAUCCACUAGUAAGAAAUCUCCAGAGACCUUGACUCCCACAACAGCAAGUAUGCGCUUGGACCCCAUUCAGCAGAAAAAGGUUGUGCACCAUGUGGGUCCAUGGUGGAAACUGACCAUUGUGGAGCAUGUGCCACACCCAAAUUUUACACACUCAGGUGACACCUCUGGUGUGAGACUGAAAAGAUCUCUACGUAAAUAUAAGGGAUUGGUGAGACAAAAUGCGAUAAGAAGAAAAAAGAAUUUUACAUUGACACUUAAAAGUGGUAAUAAACCUUUUCCUUUAAACAUAUAUCUAGGAGAGCCAUCUGAUUUUGUAAAAAGAGAGAGUAGUAAAUUACAGUUAAACUUUGACGUCUAUAAUCUUGGUACUUCUUUAUUGAAGCAAAAUGAUUCUAGUUUCCAUAAAAUAAGUGAAAUCUUCAAAUCAAAGUUAAAGAAUAUCAGUGCGAGUAUAAUAAAAAGGAAAUUUGUGGGUUUGGUGAGACAAAAUGUAAUCAGGGGAAAACACAUUAGUACUGAACAGAAGAAAAAUUACAUCAGUCCUAUUUGUUCUCAGCUCGAAUCACCUGAUUUCAUAGAAAAAAAGGAAAUUGAAUUACAAUUGAAACUUAAUUUCUCUAAUUUUGACAAGCCUUUAUUAAACCAAAAUGUUUCUAAUUUUUCUAUCAUUAAAACAAUCUUCAAAGCUGCUUUAAAAGAAAUAUAUGCUCGUAGAAAUCAAGGAAUAGAACGAUUUGACUUACAAACUAUUUCAAAUUUUAUGGAACCUAUGAAAAUGCCAUUUGAAUUGAAAAAUCAUUUGAUUAGCUUACUUCCAUCAUUGUUGAAAAAGCGGCCUUUGGAAAGCAGGAAAGCAAAUCUUUUUUAUGCACUCACUGGAGAAAUUAGAAGAUAUAUAUUGAACAUUAUGAAAAUUAAAAUGUUUGAUAUAAAGGCAAUGUUAAAGUAUAAAGCCAGUGAUUUGAGAAUUAAAUCAGAAUCUAAAUUAAGAAUUGUACAUUUUCUAAAAUUGUUUUAUAAACCAAAGUUAGCUAAUGCUCAGUGGACUAGAAGUGUUUUGGAAAAAUAUGGAGGAACAAAAUUUAUGGUUCAAGGCACACUUCACAAACAGGAAAGAAAUAGUUCAUCCCUUCUUGGAAUACAACAAUCUAUCACUGAUAUUGCCUUAAAAAAACAUUUUCCAGAACAUUUGAUAAGAGAAAAGAGAGAAGAAAAGCCAAUUGAAUUAGGAGUGUCGUCUUUCAACUGGUCAUCCCAUUCAAUGGAAAAUGUUGUUGACGAAUUAGUCAAUGAAUUACCAAUGAAAACCAUCAAGAAAGAAGUGAAAAAAGACAUGAUCACAGAGCUCCACAAAGGGAUGAUGCAGAAAUUUGGACGAACAGACGUAAAUGAGGCAGUUGUUUCAAGAAUGGCUAAAAUUGAAGCAGAAGAAGCAAAUCCAAUUGUGGAUAAGGUAAUGGAGAAUUCUGUGAGAGAAGUGAUUCAGAAGCUUCUGGAUGAGGUUUUGACUACCCUUAGGCAGAACACUUGGGUGAAGACAAGUAUGGUGAAACUGUUUGAAGAAGGGUAUUCUGUGGAAUCUGUAGUGGACGCUAUAUCCAACCAGAUAUCAAUCAGUUCUUUGCUAGACAGUAUGGAAAAAGAAGGAGUCAAUAUCACUCAGAGUCAAAGACAUCUAGUGUUAACAGAGUUUAAGGAUUAUAAACAAUUGUUGAAUAGGAUGCUCAAGAAGGAGGUAGAACUUUGGGAAUAUCAGUUGUUAAAGAAUCCCAUCAUUGCAAGACGGAAAAGAAAUACUUUACUACAACAACGUAAUGAAAAAAAUUUAAAAUUUCCAGUUGGGUCACAAAAACUAUUUAGAACAUUCAAAAAAAGAACACCAAUUUAUUCUACUUUUGAAAUCAACAGGAAAAGUUUGAACUCGAUGAACAAAAAAGAUUUUAAGUCUAUUUUUAGAGAUAAGAGAGCAAUUGGAGAUAGUGGUUUUAUGGAGGAAGAGAAAUCUGAGUAUGAUGAACAAGACCUCAACAUUGAUAAGGAAUUGUCAGCCAUAGAGAAAAGCUCAAUGUCUGAUGGAAGGAAGAUCAAGAAACUCAAGAAACAUCUGAAAUGGCUUCAGAGUCAGACACAGAGCCCGGCAGAGAUUGUUUUUCCUGAAAAUUUUGAGGAGGACCUCAUGCGGACAGAAGGUUACGAUGAUGAGGGGUCAGAUUCAAAACUUGCUAAACCAAAACGUUUCAAACAGAAGUUUCAAUGGCGUGUCCGCACAAAGAAACCAACACUGAAAGUCAUCACAUUUCUACCUAAGAUACGUCUGACGAGAGGACGACCAUUCAUGCCCCUGACAACAACUGAGGAGACCCUUGUGAUACCUGAGACACACCCACCUACAAGAAGAAGAAAAACAAAGACACCACAUCUAUUCAGGAAGGUGAUUGAUCCUACAUUUUUGACUACACAACCAUUGAGGAAACCAAUCUGGCUUGACUUAUCACAGAAGACUUUGCCACCGAGAUCGAGGGUGCUCAAAGCAAGGCCUCUAAUCAGAAGGACAACAUCACAACCUGCAAGAACUUUUGCUCAAAUGAAGAGUUUCAAGACGAUGAAAUUUGGCCAGAAAACACAACAACCUGUCAUUUCUCUUCAGGAGUUUUUGAAGAGGAGGAAUGAGUUUAGGCGAGUCAGAGAGGAAGUUAUGUGGAAUAAGAACUUCCAUACCUCGAGUGAGGAGCUCCCAAAAGGAAAGAAUAUAGAAUCCUCAGAACAGUCAGAGGAAUUAACGGAAGAAACUGAUCUUUCUUUUGAUGGAAAACUUUCUAUGGAAGUCAAACCAGAGGACUUUACUCUACGACCUUUGUCAGACUUCUUGUACACAUGGCCAGUGAUGACAACAGUUCCUAACAGUAAUGUGAGAGAGACAACAGAUAUGCCUGUACCUGUUGUAGAGGGGACUAAAAUCCCGAAAAAAAGCAAAUCUGUGACGAGAAGACCACCAUCAAACUCUACAAGAAGAAGAUAUACAAAGAAAACUGGAUACACAAGAGCUUCAAACAGAGGAGCAACAAGAAAAAAAAUUAAAAGAAAAAUUGAGAAACCAAGUAUCAGUGGGUUGGAGGAAGAAGAAUCAAAGGAUUUAGAAGUCUUGGUUGACUCUGACGUUGAAAGAAAUAAAAGAGACAUUUCAACCACUUACAGUCUUCGACCUUUUACCAGCGGAAUCAAGCAGGAUGGGAAGAACAGAUCAAGUACUGAUGAUGAGCCACUUUUUGGAAUAGAAAGGAACAUAUCGCGAAGGGAGCUGGAGGAGAAGAUUAGAUCAAAGAAAUCGAGCUGGGCAUUUGGCGUGCCUCUAGCGACAGAUAACCCAACAAGUGUUAACACAUCAAGUAACAGUUUUGAAACCUAUCAACAGGAGCACAAGAAAUGGUUCGGGGAACGACGGAGAGGUGUUCCAGUCAACAAUUACGACAUAGACUGGGAUCAGAUGCGACGGAAACUUGAGCUUCAGGAGAUCUCUUCCUGGUAUAAACUGAAAGAGCAGAGAGGACGAACACCCAAGUUUGAUAGAACACAGCUGAGGAAGUAUUGGAGUGUGGUAGAUAGAAAUAUGAACAUCACAGAGAUAACAACGGUUGCUACAACAACGAUCACAGUGACAUCUCCACCUCUCACUGUCAGACCAAUCGUGUGUGGUAUGAUAAAACAUACAUUCCGGAGUUUAAAAAGUACAUGACAAGGCCCUUCUUCAAAAAUUACAUCUAUGAAGGUAGUCUGGAGAAGAAGGACCAGCAUCUGGAUGGCUAUGAGCCACCUUUCGGGCGAGUGGACAAAACUGGAAAGACACUUUUCGGGCGACUUUACCGUGAACCCAGGAAGCGACAUUAC